Zingiber officinale is the source of this 1053-nucleotide messenger RNA. RefSeq lists its product as uncharacterized. The transcript has a single exon. The record is from RefSeq and is a predicted model, not a curated record. The coding region runs from base 68 to 763 and encodes 231 amino acids. Lineage: Eukaryota; Viridiplantae; Streptophyta; Magnoliopsida; Zingiberales; Zingiberaceae.
AAUAAGAAAUGAUUUAUAAUUCCUCCCAUCUCUUCCUCUGUCGCUUGUUGUUCGUUACCGACGCUUAAUGGACUCCGCCAAGUCUAACACUAGCAGUCUUCGACCCUGCCAUGGCAGCGCCAGCGACGAUUUCGAUUCCUACACCAACUCCACCGACGGCUCCGCCCUCCGGCCACCGCCGCCCUCCUCUUCCUCCCGCCAUAACCUCCUCUUGGAUUCACAGCUCCCCACCCGCCUCGAAUUUACUGAUUUCACCUCCACCCUCGCACCCGGCGGCCUAUUAUGGCCGGCGCAGCAUCCCGACCGCUCCGUCACCGCCAAGAAGAGGACGAGGGCUUCUCGGCGGGCGCCGACCACGGUGCUGACGACCGACACCAUGAACUUCAGCGCCAUGGUGCAGGAGUUCACCGGCAUCCCGUCUGCCCCCUCCGCCGCCGCCCGCCCUCGACUCGACCUGUUACAGUGCCUCUACUCUGAUCCACCACCACCUCCGCCGCCGGCCUCGUAUCUCCAUCGACUCGCUUCUUUGAGCCCCAACUCCUGGGAUCAAUAUGCUCGUUUAAACUCGCACUUGCAAAAUCCAACCUUCACAUCCCAAUCUCCGGUUCGAGCCAAGAACAUCCGCAGGCCUGCGACGGCCGUGCCGCCGACCGGCAACGAGACGAGGCCUCAAGGAGACAGAGCCAGCAGUUCGCCGGAGUUCGCGAAUACUAAAGCAGAGGAGGGCAGAGCCAGCACGGGUGGAUUCGUGGAUUUCGAAUGAGUUAAUUCUUCGUUAAUAAUUAAGUUAAAUCCAAAAUUGAUCGAUCAGUGGCUGCAACUGCAGUUGAUUAACGCCGGAAGGACUCUUACGCACGUCGGAUAUGAAGUCACUGUGAUCUUAUUUUAUCAUGCGCAAAUAUUUCUAUAAUUUUGUCAUUUUCAAUUUCAUGUACCUCUUACCGAUUAAUUCUUAAUAUUAGAUUAUGUAGUUAGAUAUAUUCCAAUCUCCUUCCUCAAGCAAGUUACAACAAUAAAAUUUCCACGUGAGCUUUCCUCAUCUUCUAAUUUUUC